Messenger RNA from Saxophila tyrrhenica, 972 nucleotides. It is a transcript of the gene SHY1, whose product is annotated as surf-like protein. The coding region runs from base 1 to 972 and encodes 323 amino acids. The record is from RefSeq and is a predicted model, not a curated record. The transcript has a single exon. Gene Ontology annotation, cellular component: mitochondrion; membrane. Gene Ontology annotation, biological process: mitochondrial respiratory chain complex IV assembly. NCBI's taxonomy places the organism in Eukaryota, Fungi, Ascomycota, Dothideomycetes, Mycosphaerellales, Extremaceae.
AUGGAGAAGUCAAGGAAUCUGUUUCGAUCAUUUCGACGCAGUCAACAGUACAUCUGCCCGCAAUGCUUCCGCCAGAACACCCGCAAACCCUCAUCGCUGCUCCGCCAGCAGCAACGGCGCCAUCAAUCCAGUCAACCUGUCGACGACCCGGCCUUCAAAUCUAUCCUCGAUAAACCCCCUAUUCUCAUGCGAUCCGGUCGCAAACACAAACCAAUUGGCCUGGCGAUUCUCGCAGCGAUACCUAUCACUGCAUUCUUCCUUGGGUGCUGGCAGGUCAAACGAUUAGAAUGGAAGUCCGAGUUGAUUGCCAGAUUCGAGGAUCGAUUAGUACGAGAACCAUUACCACUACCGCACAACAUCGAUCCGGAGGCGAUCAAAGACUUCGACUACAGAAGAGUUGUUGCAAGAGGAAAAUACAGACAUGACAAAGAGAUGCUCAUCGGACCGCGCAUACACGACGGCAACGACGGCUACCUCGUCAUCACACCACUUGAGCGAAUAGACAAUGCAGGACGCACAUCCACAGUCCUAGUCUGCCGAGGCUGGAUCCCCAAAGCCAAAGCAAAGCAAUCAGAGCGACAGCCGGGCCUACCAACCGGCGAAGUACAAAUCGAAGGUCUCCUCCGCGAGCCCUGGAAGAAGAACAUCUUCACCCCCGCCAACAGCCCUGAAAGCAACACAUGGCACUUCCCCGACGUGGCGCAAAUGGCCGCGCACGUGGGCAGUCAAGCAGUCUGGGUUGAGGAGACGAUGAAGCCGAAUUUGCUGGAGAGCUACAGGAGGGAAGAGGCGGGGAUACCAAUUGGCAGGCCGCCCGAGGUUAAUUUGCGAAAUAAUCAUGUGCAGUAUAUUUUUACGUGGUUUUCGUUGAGUGCGGCGACGACGUUGAUGUUGUGGAUGGUUGUGAGGAAGCCGCCGGGAGGGAGGGGGUUUGGGGUGGGGAGGGGAGUGAGGGAGAGUAGGGAGUGGUGA